Molecule: messenger RNA, 2609 nt
Organism: Aegilops tauschii subsp. strangulata
Lineage: Eukaryota; Viridiplantae; Streptophyta; Magnoliopsida; Poales; Poaceae
Source: RefSeq, a predicted model, not a curated record
CAGAUCCAGGCCGCACUCACCGACGAGCCGGCGGCGGCGCAAACUCUGCUUCCGGCGACUGGAGCGCGGCGACCCCGCGCGGGACGCUACCAGAUCCCUCAUGUCGUUCGCCGGCGUGUCGGUCGUCGACAGCGCCAAGCACUGCACCUGCGACACGUCGGCCGUCUACGCCGGCGCGGACAGCGGGUACCACCUGCUUAUGGUCAGGGACUACUCGCGUACCAAGGUUCAGUUGCCCACCGGCGAGAGCGCCACCACCGGCCUUUUCACGGUGGGAGAAUAUGAUUGGUACAUCGAGUACUACCCCAACGGAGAAAACCCAAACUGCCGGGACUUCGUUUCGCUCUACGUCACGAGGCAUACCCUCUACGACUGCGAGGGCGAAGAGGAUGUGGAGGCCAAGUUCAGCUUCAGUCUCGUCGACCAGCUUGAGAAGCACAAGCCAGUGUACAUUCAUGGAACCAAUAAGACUUGCACCUUCUCCAGCAGUGCUCCCUCCUGGGGCAGCGACAGAUUUGUGAGAAGAGACGCCCUGGAACGAUCGGCGCAUCUAAAGGGUGAUUGUCUCACCAUCCGGUGCGACAUCAUGGUUGUUUGCAAGGAUCACAAAAUCGAGGAUGCCGCUGGCACCGUACCUGACAUAAACCAGCAUUUUGGCCACCUCCUUCAAAACAAGGUGGGUGCUGAUGUGACAUUUGAGGUCGGUGGCGAGACGUUCGCUGCGCACCGGUGUGUGCUUGCAGCCCGGUCCAAAGUGUUCAUGGCGCAGCUCUUUGGCCCCAUGAAGGAGGGCGCCACAACAUCCAGCGUCAUACAGAUCAAAGACAUGGAAGCAAAAGUGUUCAGGGCUUUGCUAAGCUUCAUCUACACAGAUUCACUCCCUGCGAUGGAGAAGGACAGCAUGGAGGAGGAUGAAAUGUCAGAAGUUAUGGACGAAGGGCGAGAAGAAGCAGCAGAGUUUGAAAUGUGGCUGCAAUGGUUGGAAGAUUUGUUUGUGGCGGCAGACAGAUACGAUCUCCAACUGCUCAAGUUAAUCUGUGAAAAGCAGUUGUCUGAGCACAUAAGUGUGAGCUCAGUGACGUCCACUCUUGCUCUAGCUGAGAAGCACCACUGCUGUGGAUUGAAGGAGGCGUGCUUGAAGUUUAUCCAAGUGCAGUCUCCCUCGUGCUUGCAAACAGUAAUGGCAACUAGUGGCUGGGAUCAUAUAGCAGUGACCUAUCCCUGGGUUGUGAAGGAGUUCAUUGCCAAGCUUGCUUCGAACCAGCGCAAGUAACACUCUGUAUAGGGGUAGGUAUGUUCCUUAGACCUGUAGUGGUGCUCUUAUGCAUAUAUGGAUCCUCUUAAGAGAGGUCAUAGUCCGUGCGUCUUCUUUUUGUCUCAGUCAUGUAAUUUGCCUAUAUGCUGAAUAUCAAUAUAAAGAACCCAACAUAUGGUCAAAUUGUCUCUUCAUUAUUCUCAAAAAAGAAAAUUUAUCUCUUCAUGGAAUGGAUUAGUCUGUAAAUUCAGGCGCAAGCGUCAACAUUUAUCGCAUUGCAACAUAUGGUGGAUAGUGAUAUCAUGUCUAACACUCUGCUUGUUUGUUUUCCUUUUUUUUCUUUUGAGAGAAUUUCAAACGCGAGAACUAUUCAUCGGCACCAAUCAUCUACAUGCAGCUGGGUUAUCUGAAUUCUGUUUGCUGAUAAAGAAAAUUGAGGGUAUGAACUGAACUUUCUUGUUAGGAAAAAUAUAAUUAUUGGAAAGGAACUGUUUGACCUGCCUUCAUCACGCUAUAGUACCUGCCUUCCUGGCAAGGUAGGCAUGGCCAGUUAAAUUACUCGAAACAACAUAGCACCGAGUAACCAACUGCUGUUGCCAGAUGAUUACAGGGAAGCUCUGGUUGACCUCAAGAUUCUUUUUCUGUUGUGUUCUGUUAAACGUGUACAACAUGGUCAGGUACUCAGGUGUCGACCUCCAUUCUGAUCCGGUCGGCAGCAAUUGGAUUUACCGGUCUUUGUGGUUUGAUUAAUAGUUCAUUGGUUCAGCUGACCAUGGCCUGCAUGUUCCAUCGGGACCUUCAUCAAAUCCUGAGGCUAUCUGUGGUCACUUUCAAGGGGCUUCUGCAAAAUCUAAUGUGAAGCGGCAAUGUCUUUAUUUAUUUAACUGUGCAUCUAAUAUGAAUUAUUUCAGCCCUCACUUAGCCUGGAUACUUGUCAGCUUGGGUUUCCUGUGAGUCUGAUGUAUCACCUGCUUCCCGUGCUGGGAGAGUUCUCUGCUUGGCGUUGAGGUCCUUCCUGGCAAUGUUAUGGUGCUGCGCCCACGGCACGCGACGGACAUGGUGUGCUAAAUUGCUGGAAACAUCAUAGCGCCUAGUGACCAACUACUGUCGCCGCAUGAUUACAUGGAAGCUCCCGUUGGCCUCAAGAUUCUUUUUCUGUGUCCGUUCCUGGGGUUAUGUUGAGAAAAAACUGGGGUUAAAUUGCCUGUCUAUUGCAUGAUGAGGCUCCCUCUUGUAGUCUUGUGGGUGGUGUCACACUUUGCGAGCCUUCACUCAUUCUUUGCCAUCUGAGAGCUACUGAUUGAUCUGAUCCGUUACAAAAUUGGAGAAAUACCAGAGCUCGUGGUUCAUGUUU